This is a messenger RNA of Brassica napus (rape), 2014 nucleotides long. Its product is annotated as F-box protein At3g49510. Gene Ontology annotation, molecular function: protein binding. Bases 825 to 1958 code for a protein of 377 amino acids. The record is from RefSeq and is a predicted model, not a curated record. The transcript has a single exon. Lineage: Eukaryota; Viridiplantae; Streptophyta; Magnoliopsida; Brassicales; Brassicaceae.
GAGUUAAGACUCUAUUGAUAUUGUUUUUGAUUAUAAUAAAAUUGACAUCCUUAUUUUGUAAUAGGACAAAAGAACGGAAAAUAAAUAAAACAUGAUUGAAGAAUAAUAAAACUUAUUUGUUGUAUUCUUGGUUGUAUUCUUUGUUAUUUUAUACUUUUACGUACUUAAUGUUUUAUAUGCUUGCCGAAAUACACGUGAUUUACGUAGUACUGUAACUGUUAAUUUAUUAUUUGUAACUAUUUUACUUCUAAAUAAAAUAAAGUGGUAGAAAAAAUAAUGCAAAAACAGAAUCUGUUAUAAAAUAACUUCUUGCUCUUUAAUCUUUGUUUUUUUUUUUACUUAAUCAAAAAUUAUGUCAUAAAAAAAAUUUUGGAAACUUAUAAUAAAAUUUAUAGAAUUAACAUUGUAUCUCAAUAAUCUUCUAAGAUUAUAUAAUAUCAAACUAUUUAAAAUAAAAAGAUUAUUCUUAAUACUUCUAAUUAUUAUUCAAAAUUUUAAAAUUAUAAACAUAAUAUAUAAUUUUCAUAAAUAUUUAUACCCGCGAAAUCGCGGACAAUCACCUAGUUUAUUAGUAAAUAAUAUCAAUAUUAUUAUAAAAAAUAUGUAUCUAAGUCAUUUUAAAACGCAUUAUGAUCCAUCCUUUUAAACUUGAUUAAUAGGCGCAGACAAAAAAAACUUGAUUAAUAGGCCAAAGGAAGAGAUUAUUAGUAUAAUAAACCCACUAAGAGAUAUAUAAUUAGGUGGUUCGAUCGACAUUGACGCAUCAAGGCAGCGUCAGAGAGAGAGAGGAGAAAGACAUCGAAAGCUUUUUGUUUUGAAGAAUUAUGACGACAAUUUCCGAUCUUUCAAGGGAUUUAUUAGUGGAGAUUUUCUCUAGGGUUCCACUGACAUCUCUAAGCGCAGUUCGAUCUACAUGCAAAACGUGGAAAGCUUUAUCAAAAGGUCAGAUAUUAGGGCAAAAAUCAGCAAAGAAACAGUUUAUGGCAUUCAUGAUGAUAGAACAUCAUUAUAGUAUUUAUUCAUUGAGAUUCGAACUCCAAGGAAUCCGCAACGAAAACUACUGUUACGACGAAGACUUGGGGAAACAUAUAAGUAUGCCUACUCAUCAAGUCGAGAUAUCUCAAAUCUUUCACUGCGAUGGCUUAUUGUUAUGCGUUCCCUUAGACCAGUCUAGGCUUUUUGUUUGUAACCCUUAUUUAGAGCAAAGCAGAUUGGUUCAAACCAAAAACAAAUUCCACAGAAAAUCAGAUAUGUAUGUUCUCGGAUAUGACAACAACAACAACCACAAAAUCUUGAGUUUCUCUAUUGUUGACUCGAACAUCAAAGACAUUGAGCUCUACUGUUUUAGCUCGGACACAUGGAGGGUUCUCGAUGUUUGUCCAGUGUAUUGUAAUUUGAAUAGUAAGUUUUUCGUGUCAUUGAAGGGAAAUACUUAUUUUUGCAGUCCAGAUCAUGCAUCAGAAGAAAAGAAUGGUUUGUUCUGUUUUGAUUUUACAACAGAGAGAUUUGGACCGCUUCUACCUCUGCCUCCACCUUUCCAUAGUGGUUACUAUAAGGUGACUGAUAUAAUUAGUAGCAAUGAGAAGCUGGUUCUGUUACAUAAUGCCUACGUAUGCGAGAAAGUAGAGAUUUGGAUUACCACUAAGAUUGAGCCCAAUGUUGUGUUAUGGAACAAGUUUUGGACACUGGAUUGGUAUUUUAUCAAAGGUUUAUUUCCGGAUGAUUAUUGGCUUUACUUUGAUUGUAGGAGUUGGUUCAUUGACGAGGAGAAGAAAGUUGUUGUGUUUUUCGAUAUAACGCCCAAGACCUGUUUCUUCCAAAUGGCUUACAUCAUUGGAGAAGAUGGAUACUUCAGAUCUGUCAACUUAGGAGCAGCUCCAUAUCCUGAGUGGGUUUAUCACAAUAUUGAGUACUAUAAUUAUGUUCCAAGUCUGGUGCAACUGCAACUGCAAGUUUAAUCCAGUUUCAAAAUACUUGUUUUGUUUCUUAAAUCAUCUUCUUAAUAAAACAAAGA